AUCAUUUUGUAAUUUUGAUUGGUUCGGUUAAAUUCACAGUGCAUAGUUAAAGUUGUUGUGUGGCAUUUGAGAUCAUUGUUCGUUGAUUACUAAUAUAUUCCCAUAUUUUUUCCUUUAUUUGUUUCUAAUAAAAUUCGCUGGUUGUAGGAAAAAAUGAAAGUGUUUUUUCUGGCUUUUCUAUUAGCGGCUAUUCUAGUCGCUAUAUCAGCAGAUUCGGCUUCACUUGAGCCACAUUUCCUUUCAGAUGAGUUUAUUGAAUUGGUGCGCAAUAAAGCAAAAACAUGGACGCCUGGGCGAAAUUUCCACGAAUCUGUGGGUGAAGGAUAUGUCCGCCGUUUAAUGGGAGUCCACCCGGAUUCGCACAAAUUUGCUUUACCUCAAUUGAUAAAAGACUCAGUGGGAAGUGCACUUGAGCUGCCUGAAGAAUUCGAUUCUCGAAAGCAGUGGCCCCACUGCCCUACUAUUUCGGAAAUACGUGACCAAGGUUCAUGCGGAUCUUGCUGGGCAUUCGGCGCAGUAGAAGCAAUGUCUGAUAGGGUUUGCAUUCACUCUGAAGGAAAACAUAAUUUUCAUUUCUCUGCUGACGACUUAGUAUCGUGCUGUUAUACUUGUGGUUUCGGUUGUAAUGGAGGCUUUCCCGGAGCUGCCUGGAGUUAUUGGACGCGUAAGGGCAUAGUUAGUGGUGGACCCUUUGGCUCUAAUCAAGGCUGCCGUCCGUAUGAGAUUGCACCAUGUGAGCAUCAUGUGAAUGGUACGCGUCCAGCUUGCGACGGUGAACAUGGAAAGACACCUCGUUGCCAAAAGAAAUGUCAGUCUAGUUACAAUGUGGAUUACGGUAAGGAUAAACAUUAUGGCGCUAAAUCAUACUCCAUUGGUCGCAAUCAGAAAGAUAUCCAGGAAGAGAUUUACAAUAACGGUCCCGUCGAGGGAGCAUUCACUGUUUACGAGGAUUUAAUAUUGUACAAAGAAGGUGUUUACCAACAUGUGGUAGGAAAAGCACUAGGUGGUCACGCUAUCCGUAUCUUAGGCUGGGGAGUAGAAAAAGGUACACCAUAUUGGUUAAUAGCGAAUUCGUGGAACACGGAUUGGGGCAAUAAUGGCUACUUCAAAAUACUACGUGGGGAAGACCAUUGUGGUAUUGAAAGUUCCAUAUCUGCUGGACUUCCGAAGCUUGAUUAAGAUCGAAUAUUCAAACCGUGAUUAACGAAAAAAUUAUAUUUAAUACAUUCACCAAAUGCGUAUAUAUACACAGGCACUCCAAAUCGGUGAGAAUCAGAUAACGGUUUGUUUCUGAGUUCUCCACCGUGUAUACACAAUAGUGCUCUUUAGUUUAAAAUAAAAUAUAUUGUUUUGAAGUAAAAUA
Molecule: messenger RNA, 1363 nt
Organism: Anastrepha obliqua
Lineage: Eukaryota; Metazoa; Arthropoda; Insecta; Diptera; Tephritidae
Gene: CtsB
Product: cathepsin B
Exons: 4
Coding region: 154-1179 (341 amino acids)
Biological process (GO): regulation of catalytic activity
Cellular component (GO): lysosome
Molecular function (GO): cysteine-type endopeptidase activity
Source: RefSeq, a predicted model, not a curated record